AUGCUAGUACUGUUACAGGAUUUGGUCCUGGAGAAGCUGAAGAGUCAACAGUUGUCUAGUGAGCUGGACAAAGUGAGUCAGGAACUGGAGAAGAUAGGAUUGAACAAAGAGCUGCUGCUACAGGAUGACAACAGCAAUGAUGACACAAAAUACAAGAUGCUAGAGAGAAAAACUGAAUCGGCACUAAAAACAACACUAGCUGUGAAAGAAGAGAAGAUUGCAUUGUUGGAAGCUCAACUGAAAGACUCUUUGAACUUGAACCAGCAGUUACAGAAUGAUCUAAAUAUGGUAAAGAAGGACUUUGAUGCACUUAAGCAGACUCAACAAGAUGGGCAGUGUGCUCAGAAGUCACUGAGGUAUUCUGCAGAGAAAUUCAUUCCCAGCCACCAAAUGAAUGAGAAAUUUGAAACGGGGCACCGAGAAGCUACCCUGGAGCUUCUGAAACUGAAGGACAGGGCAAUUGAACUGGAAAGAAAUAAUGCAGCCCUGCAUACUGAGAAGCAGCUGCUUAAAGAACAGAUGAAGCACUUGGAAACCCAGAAUGUUUCCUUCAACAAUCAGAUCCUGACACUACAGAAGCAAAACGUCUUCCUUCAGGAGCACAAUACUACCCUGCAGACACAGACAGCCAAACUCCAGGUAGAAAAUUCAGCCCUCAGCUCCCAGAGUGCUUCACUGAUGGCCCAGAAUGCUUUACUCCAAAAUCAGCAGACAGCCAAGGAGAACGAGAAUGAGAAUCUACUGAAACAGAAGGAGCAACUGAAAGCUGAGUAUGAGUCAUUGCUUCAGGACCAUGAACACCUUGCUUCACUGCAUGAACGGCAGUCCACAGAAUAUGAAAUGCUAAUAAACCAGCACAGCUGCCUGAAAACAUUGCACAAAAACCUGGAUCUGGAACACAAAGGUCUGGGUGAGAGAUACAACAGUUUAAUGAAAUACAAGGCAGAACUGGAAGAGUUGGAAAUAGUUUUAAAAGCUGAGAGAGAGGUUCUGCAACAAGAGAGGAGAUCGAAUGCAAUAACCACUGGGGAAAAUCAGAAGCUGAGGGAGGAACUGGACAGGGUGAAUUUCUUGCACAACCAACUGAAAGCAGACUAUGAAGGGCUGCAUUCACACACUAAAGAGCUGAAAACUUCCUUGAACAACUCUCAGCUGGAGCUGAAUCGUUGGCAGGCUCGCUACGAUGAGCUGAAAGAACAGCACCAGUCCAUGGAUAUUUCUCUGACCAAGCUGGAUAACCACUGUGAGCUGCUGUCCCGUCUAAAGGGAAAUCUGGAAGAAGAAAACCAUCAUCUCCUGAGUCAGAUUCACAUGCUGAGCCAGCAGAAUCAGAUGUUACUGGAGCAGAACAUGGAGAACAAGGAGCAGUAUCACGAAGAACAGAAACAGUACAUUGAUAAGUUGAAUGCCUUAAGGAGACACAAGGAAAAACUUGAAGAGAAGAUAAUGGAUCAGUACAAGUUUUAUGAUCCUACUCCAAAAAAGAAAAACCACUGGAUUGGAGCCAGAGCCUUAGUCAAACUAAUCAAGCCAAAGAAGGACACUACAAGGGAGCGGUUGAAACCAGCAGCAGAAAGCUCUCCAUGGCAUUCUGAAUCCCCAGAGACAGUAAACUCUCCAUCUGCCUCCCAAAAACUGAAACAUCAAGAGUCUCAGGAUAAUACCUCUCAAGGGUCAAACUCUAUGGAAGAAAGAGAGAAUCCUGGGGGUUCUUCAAACAAGG
This is a messenger RNA of Pterocles gutturalis (yellow-throated sandgrouse), 1723 nucleotides long. Its product is annotated as protein Daple-like. The annotation marks the transcript as partial. Gene Ontology annotation, molecular function: dynein light intermediate chain binding; microtubule binding. Gene Ontology annotation, cellular component: cytoplasm; centrosome. NCBI's taxonomy places the organism in Eukaryota, Metazoa, Chordata, Aves, Pterocliformes, Pteroclidae. The transcript has 10 exons. The record is from RefSeq and is a predicted model, not a curated record. Gene Ontology annotation, biological process: cytoskeleton-dependent intracellular transport; cytoplasmic microtubule organization.